AUGUCCGGUUAUACCACAGAAGCUCAGCGCGGAAACUGCGGAGGUGUGGUGACUCGAGAGAUUGCUGUCACAAUGGACUCAGGCUUCCUCGCGAUACACAUCACUGACAGGAACAUAUUCGAAGUCGGUCUCGUCGAGUUUGCGCCCAAUCUGUCAAUUUUCAUCUCUCGAAUCAGUUCUCAGAAAGAAGAUAAACGCUGGUCGGGCGCCACCAAGGAACAAAUGACAUGA
Messenger RNA from Marasmius oreades (fairy-ring Marasmius), 231 nucleotides. RefSeq lists its product as uncharacterized. Lineage: Eukaryota; Fungi; Basidiomycota; Agaricomycetes; Agaricales; Marasmiaceae. The transcript has 2 exons. The record is from RefSeq and is a predicted model, not a curated record. Bases 1 to 231 code for a protein of 76 amino acids.